Stegodyphus dumicola is the source of this 840-nucleotide messenger RNA. RefSeq lists its product as uncharacterized. The record is from RefSeq and is a predicted model, not a curated record. Lineage: Eukaryota; Metazoa; Arthropoda; Arachnida; Araneae; Eresidae.
AUGCAAGGUGCUAAAGUGUCAAGAUUUGGACGUGCGAUCAAGGUGCCUCAGAGAUUAGAUCUCUUCGACCAGGAUCCAACUUUAAGAUUACAAAAUAGUGUUUUCAGCUAUGUUGUAAGUGGGACUCUUCCUGCUAAAGGAGAAAGUAAAUUACAUUGUGGGCUUAUUACAGAUAAUUUGGAGUUAGAAAGAGCAGUAAGAGAUUUUUGGGAAAUCGAAAACGUAGAAAGAGAGUCUGAGAUUUCUAAGAGUAAAGAAGCAGAAAUUUGUGAACAGCAUUUUCUCAAAAACUAUUCUAGGACUGAAACUGGAAAAUAUUUAAUCAAGAUACUGUUUAAGGAAAAUCCAAUGUGUUUAGGGAAUUCGAAACAAAUCUCGCUUAAGACGUUAAACUCAUUGUGGACUCGUUUAAUUAAGGAUGAAAAUUACUUAUUAUUGUACUAUGAUUUUCUACAUGAAUAUAGUGAACUAGGUCACAUGACUGAAGUGAAAGAUGAAGAUGAGCAAAAGGGGAAGUAUUACAUUCCACACCUUGGUAUUUAUCGCCCUGAGAAAAGUUCGACACCUUUGAGAGUAGUGUUCAAUGCUUCAACUGCAACAUCAAAAGGUAAUUCGCUGAAUUCAAUUCAGUGUAAUGGUGGUGUAAUUCAAGAGGACUUGUUUUCAAUUAUGGUACGUUUCCGAAAACAUAUUUCUGCUUUUACAGCGGAUAUCAAUAAGAUGUACCGAAUGAUAUCGAUUCAUCCUACUCAACGGCAGCUACAGAUAAUUUUGUGGAAAGAGUCAAUUAAUGGUCCAAUUAAAACUUUUGACUUAACACGGUCACCUAUGGCACAGUAA